Messenger RNA from Pipistrellus nathusii (Nathusius's pipistrelle), 534 nucleotides. Lineage: Eukaryota; Metazoa; Chordata; Mammalia; Chiroptera; Vespertilionidae. The record is from the annotation of a GenBank genome assembly.
AUGCCUAGAUAUUAUCCUACUGAAGAUGGGCCUCGAAAGCUGCUGAGCCAUGGCAAGAAGCCCUUCAGCCAGCGAGUAAGGAGAUUGCGGGCCAGCAUCCCUCCUGGGACUGUUCUGAUUAUCCUCACUGGGCGCCACAGAGGCAAAAGGGUGGUUUUCCUGAAGCAGCUGAGCAGUGGCUUGCUAUUUGUGACUGGACCUCUGGCCCUCAAUCCAGUUCCUCUUCGUAGAACACACCAGGAAUUUGUCAUCGCCACCUCCACCAAAGUUGAUAUCAGUGGCAUAAAAAUCCCCAAACAUCUCACUGAUGCUUACUUCAAGAAGAAGAAGCUGCGCAAGCCCAAACACCAGGAGGGUGAGAUCUUCGACACAGAGAAGGAGAAAUAUGAGAUUACAGAACAGCGCAAGGUUGACCAGAAAGCUGUGGACUCUCAAAUUCUGCCAAAAAUCAAAGCUGUCCCUCAGCUCCAGGGCUUCCUCCGCUCUAUGUUCCCUCUCACCAAUGGGCUUUAUCCUCACAAACUGGUGUUCUGA